CAUUAGCAGCACCGUGCAGUUCACCAACGCUGCGACGCCCCGAUCCCACAGCCAUUCCGCGCCCCAACGCUGCGACCUGAGUUCCCGUGCAUUCUCCGUCCGCUACUCCACUCCGUUACUCGGUCGGCCCAGCAUCUCGCCAUGUCAGGCAGCGGGGCGAGAGAGGCCGUCUUCCCCACGCGCCAGUCGCUGGGGUUGAUGAAGACGAAGCUCAAGGGUGCCCAGACCGGCCACGACCUGCUGAAGCGCAAGAGCGAGGCACUCACAAAACGCUUCCGAGAGAUCACCCGCCGCAUCGAUGAGGCCAAGCGCAAGAUGGGCCGCGUGAUGCAGAUUGCUGCCUUCUCCCUCGCCGAGGUCACUUACGCCGUUGGCGGUGACAUUGGCUACCAGGUCCAGGAGUCGGCCAAGCAGGCACGGUUCCGCGUUCGCACCAAGCAGGAGAACGUCUCGGGUGUCUUCCUUCCCCAGUUCGAGAGCUAUACCUCCGACAGCGCCAACGACUUUGCACUCACUGGUUUGGGCAAGGGCGGUCAACAGGUGCAGAGGUCACGCGAGACAUAUGCAAGGGCAGUGGAGACAUUGGUAGAAUUGGCAAGUUUGCAAACUGCCUUUGUCAUAUUAGACGAAGUGAUCAAAGUCGUGAACCGUCGCGUCAAUGCGAUUGAGCACGUUAUCAUACCGCGAACCGAAAACACCAUCAAGUACAUCAACUCGGAACUCGACGAGCUCGACCGAGAAGAGUUCUACAGGCUGAAGAAGGUGUCCGGCAAGAAGCAGAGGGACGCCGCCGAAGCGGACGCUGAGCGCGAGGCAUCAAAGAAGGACGCUGAGGCAGAGGAAAAGGGCAAUGCUGCCUCAGAGGCGGAGACGCACGACUUACUGGGUGAUCAAGAAAACGAAGACGUUAUCUUCUAGGGGAUAACGUGUGAUACCAGUUUAGUAGUGACGGCGCGAAUGGUGCUGACGAUGCGGCGGCUGAAACACGGUGGGAUCGUGCUCACCACGGUCGACAACCCAUGACGCAUUCCGUACAAUGUACCUCCUGGCCGGGGGAUGGUGGAAAGCGUUCCUGGCCGCGUGCUUGGCCUUCUCCUCAAGAUAGAUCCUGACGUUGCGGAGAUCUUCAAUUGUUCGGGGAUCCUUCCAUUUGUCGCUACUGGGGUACACGGGCUGGGAAACAACUGCCUUGACUUCAUCAUCCCUAGAUGUGCGUGAGUACAUAUUCUGGCAGAUAUGGCAAGACUAUAUAGUUGAAAGACCCUGUAUUGAGUUAUGGUAUCAUAAUAGCAUCAUCACAGCAUUCUGGCUGCGGAGAAUCAACGCCUAAU
Messenger RNA from Paraphaeosphaeria sporulosa, 1331 nucleotides. RefSeq names its product vacuolar ATP synthase subunit D. Gene Ontology annotation, molecular function: proton-transporting ATPase activity, rotational mechanism. The record is from RefSeq and is a predicted model, not a curated record. Gene Ontology annotation, biological process: vacuolar acidification. Gene Ontology annotation, cellular component: vacuolar proton-transporting V-type ATPase complex; fungal-type vacuole membrane. The transcript has 5 exons. Bases 142 to 918 code for a protein of 258 amino acids. Lineage: Eukaryota; Fungi; Ascomycota; Dothideomycetes; Pleosporales; Didymosphaeriaceae.